Messenger RNA from Syngnathus typhle (broad-nosed pipefish), 1315 nucleotides. Its product is annotated as dual specificity protein phosphatase 26. Gene Ontology annotation, biological process: protein dephosphorylation; negative regulation of MAPK cascade. NCBI's taxonomy places the organism in Eukaryota, Metazoa, Chordata, Actinopteri, Syngnathiformes, Syngnathidae. Gene Ontology annotation, molecular function: protein tyrosine/serine/threonine phosphatase activity; MAP kinase phosphatase activity. The transcript has 4 exons. Gene Ontology annotation, cellular component: cytoplasm. Bases 297 to 911 code for a protein of 204 amino acids. The record is from RefSeq and is a predicted model, not a curated record.
UUCAUGGAGCGGCCGGCAGGCGGCGCCAGAGCGCAGAAGCCGCAGCCGAUGACGUCACUCCAUCAGUCUAGGCUGGUGAUGCUGAGCACGCUCACCGGAAGCCAUGUUGUGAUGAUGUUGGGAGGACUUGUUGACCACGACAAGCACAGGAAGAUGAUGAUGAUGAUGAUGAUGAAGAAAAUGAUGGUCACAAAAUGGCGCCAAUAAGGAUUUGCUCGUGUGGUUUCCGACCUGCGCGCGCGAAUUCGUUCGAGUGACACAACAAAAGGACGUCGACGAUAGACAACAGAGACGGGAUGGCGUUCAUGUGCGGCUUCUCGCGCUCGCGCAGCAGCUCGCCCGCUCGUCAGGACUCCCGCGAGCGCGUCUCCGUGUCGGAGCUGGAGCGACUUUUGAGCAGCGGCAAGACGGCCUGCAACCACGCCGAUCAAGUCUGGCCCGGACUCUACAUCGGCGACCAAAACGUGGCGUCGGACCGUGGCGAGCUGGCGCGCUUGGGCAUCACUCACAUCGUCAACUGCGCGCAGAGCCGAUGGCGCAACGGUGGCGGCGGCGCCUACGCCGGCAUGAAGGUGACGUACCUCGGCAUCGAGGCGCACGACUCGCCCGCCUUCGACAUGAGCAAAAACUUUUACCCCGCCGCCGACUUCAUACACAAAGCGCUCUCUGGAGGAGGGCAGGUUCUGGUCCACUGCGCGGUAGGCCUGAGCCGCUCGGCCACGCUGGUCCUGGCCUACCUGAUGAUCCGGCAGAACUUAACCCUGGUCGAGGCCAUCAAGACCGUGAAGGACCACCGCGGGGUCACGCCCAACCGAGGCUUCCUGCGCCAACUCAGCGGCCUGGACGGCAUCCUGUGCGAGAGUCGCCGCACCGCCGCCUCCACGGCAGCGGCGGCGACCAGCUCGUGCUAACGGCUAACGUCAGACAAUGUGCGGAAAAGCUGCCGACGUCACCGUCGGAACAAAACUGCCUCCACCAUGACGGGCUGCCGAGGACCCGCUCAGAAAACGGACCAAGACGGAGCGUUUGGUCAAAUGCUCGUUAUCAUGACCGCCUCCGUCCAGCAUUUGUUAGCAAACGUGUUUUCGUUUUUUUCCCACGCUGAAAAAGCAAACAAUGUUCUUGUAUUCUUCAUCAGAGGCCUUUUUCUUCCUCUGUCUGAUUUGUUGAUUUGCCUUCGAAGCACCGACGCCUCCCUGGCUUUGUGAACGAGCCGGCCGGCGGGUCGCUCCACUGCCACCGCAACAAAGUCAAAUCAUCAAAAUCAAAACAUUUGCCAUACGACCCACACCGCACUAAAGAAUUCAUUAAAAAA